AUGCGAGUUGCCAGGAACCGCUUCGUGUUUCCUGCACCCGAUCCGUCUUAUGGGCCGCAGUCCUAUCGAAGGCACCUGUGCUGGAUCCCAUGGAACCCAGUCCUCUCUCCCGAGAAGGCACGGGACACCAGCUUGCAGGAUGGCAUCCCGUGCUUGUGGUUUCCGGCGCCGAAAGCAGCUACCGUCAUUCUCUUCUUCCACGCCAAUGCGGAGGACUUGGGAAUGUCGUUCGCCAUCCUGAAACACAUGCGAGAUCAGUUCAAGGUGAACGUACUUGCAGCAGAGUAUCCAGGAUAUGGGCUCCUGCAUCACGUUGAACCGUCCGAGGAUGGUGUCUGCGAAGUGGCACUGACCACCUUUCGUUUUCUCGUGGACGUCCUCGGCGUCCGCUAUUCGCAGAUCGUCUUGUUCGGCAGGUCUCUUGGCAGCGGACCAGCGGUCUUCCUCGCAUCUCAGUUUCCGGUUGGAGGCCUGAUCCUGGUGUCCGCCUUUUCAUCCAUCCGAGCCGCAGUACAAAGCAUUGCUGGCCGGCUCUUCGCCAUGGCGUUCCAAGAACGCUUUCCCAACCACAAAACCAUCUCCAAUGUGUCCUGCUCGACGCUGUUCAUCCAUGGGGAGUCCGACGGCCUCAUCCCCGUGGAGCAUUCUGUGAAUCUUUUCAAACGCUGCCGCUCGCGGAAGCUGCUGGUGACGCCACCGGAGAUGGAGCACAACUCCAACCUUUUCGGUGAUGCUUCUUUUCUUGCGAUUCCUGCCAUUCACUUCUUUGGCUUCCCAGGCUACUACACCUCCACACCGCCGCGGCUCCCUGCCAGCAUGUUCGAGACUCCGGACCGACGUGUCCGCCUCGCGAACCAAGUGCAGGAAGGCACAGUACGGCCCUUCCUGUGCGAUUGCUUGGCCAAGAGAGAUCAAAACACCUUGGAUGCAGGGUUCGCGAGACAAGCUGAUGGGGUAGACAACAUUACUAUCUGCUUGUACAAGGAUACCAGCGACGAGGUCGAGCUGGUGGGGGAGGAAGCCAAGGAGCGUCUUCGGAGGAAGACGGAGGGGAAGCUCCUUGAGAAGCAGGCCAUGGCGAAGUCACAUGUUCAAGUUGAUGGCGAUCUAGGUGCAGGAGAGGUUGAAGAGCCCUUGCAGGAGGAGCUUGCCUCUGUCCAUCUGGAAAUGCCUGAGCACUUGGCUGAGUUUUCGGGUUCCCAGAGCAGACUGAAGAUCCACCUCCUCUCUGAGCAACCGUUUCACUGGUGUGGCCAAAAAGGUCAUCUGAUGCAAGGGGUGGAGAAAAGGCGGGUGCUGACUGCAGACGUCUCGAUGGCAUCCGCCGCGCUUUCCAAGCGCAAAGGGGCGUCGAUUAUGAUUGGUGGCAGGCUUUGUGAGCGCCUCCAGUGCUUCACGGAUGGGAUGACCAACAAAGCAGUGCAGACAGUCUUGCCGACAGACUUGCGGAUUUCGCGAGGAACGUGUGAAGCUUUCGCGGAAGAGAGCCAGGAAGACUAUGAUCAUCUCUACAAGCUAGUACUGGUUGGAGCUGUGGCCUUGGAUAUCACUCUUUUUCUGUGCGUUCUUUUGCAAGUUUGGAACGGACUAGAGGACGCGACGGCCAACGGCCACGAUCGGCGUGGAGUUUGCGACAAGGACGGCGCAGUGAAAGCCCAGAUCUGGGACACGGCUGGACAAGAGAGGUAUCGUGCGAUCACGAGCGCUCACUACAGACGAGCGGUUGGCGCACUGCUCGUGUACGACAUCACGAAACCAGCAACGUUCAAAAGCUGUGAGCGGUGGAUGGAAGAGUUGCGAUCCAACGCCGAACCGGACAUCGUGAUCAUGCUGGUUGGAAACAAGGUAGACCUGGCAGAAAAGAACCCAGGCGACCGCCAGGUCGAUUUCGACGCAGCUGCAGACUUUGCAGCGCAGCAGGGGCUUCUCUUCGAAGAGGCGAGCGCUGUGACUGGCGCGAAUAUCAAGCUCUGCUUCGAGAAGCUUCUGAAAGCCGGGAUUUCAGACACUACGACACUACGAGCCACUGUACCAACUGUAGUUGUGUGCUGCCAAACAUGUCUGAGAUUUGAUCCCAGCAACACGCCCUCCCACUCGGCACAAUCCAAGCUCGAUGUCGGUAUUUGUGGGCUACAGCUCUUUGUCCCAACGUCUCCCAACAGAAGUUGGUCAAAUGACAUAAACUGCAGCUGCGAUGCGGCAUGCAAUGUAAGCAAACCCAGGUAA
Molecule: messenger RNA, 2226 nt
Organism: Symbiodinium sp. CCMP2592
Lineage: Eukaryota; Dinophyceae; Suessiales; Symbiodiniaceae
Source: the annotation of a GenBank genome assembly